Messenger RNA from Astyanax mexicanus (Mexican tetra), 2346 nucleotides. RefSeq names its product transcription factor 21 (gene tcf21). NCBI's taxonomy places the organism in Eukaryota, Metazoa, Chordata, Actinopteri, Characiformes, Acestrorhamphidae. Gene Ontology annotation, biological process: developmental process; regulation of transcription by RNA polymerase II. The record is from RefSeq and is a predicted model, not a curated record. The transcript has 2 exons. Gene Ontology annotation, molecular function: protein dimerization activity; RNA polymerase II transcription regulatory region sequence-specific DNA binding; DNA-binding transcription factor activity, RNA polymerase II-specific. Bases 486 to 1034 code for a protein of 182 amino acids.
CUAAUUUUAAUAAUUGUGUUUAUCUAAUCAAAUCAUUGUACUGCUGUAUCGUGUAUUAAUGUAAACUUUGAUACAUAAUUGUAUUUAAUAAUGGUGCACGGUGUAGUGAGUCUGAGGUGUCCAUCGGGCGGAGCAUGUCUGAAAACGGGCGUAUAAAAUUAAGUAAAUAAAUCCCAGACCCUCGUAUCUCCGCCCACAGAGCGUGAGACAUAAAUGAAGACGCGUUCCAGUGUCCGCGCGCUGCACAGCUACAAAUGUAGGCUCUUGCGCGGGUGCACGCGCUCCACCGUGACGCGAGCCGUCCUGAACUGACGCAGGCGAUUAAACAAAUAUUGAACGAAUUUUUAAUUUCUUUCUUUCUUUUAUUGUUAGUUUUCUUUCUCUCUUUCCAAGCGUGGGAUUGUUUACUCUUUUUCUUUCUCUCAGUCUUUUUUUUUUCUUUUUCAUUUUAUUCCUUUAUUUUUCUGAGCUCAAGCGCGCCGGUCAUGUCCACGGGCUCAAUCAGCGACGUGGACGACUUCCACGAGUCGGAUCUGCUGGACGGGCUGCUGCGGAUCGGAGCCGGUAAAUCGGAUCACGGCGCGUCUAACGAGAGCGCGGAGGAGAGCAGCGCGGGCGACGGCGGCCCAACGCGCUCGUGCGCGGCCAAACGGCGCAAAACAGCCUCCUCGCGCAGAGCCGACGGUGGUGCCGGGACUGCGGCUGCUCCGGGGCACGAGGGGAAGCAGGUCCAGCGGAACGCGGCCAACGCGCGCGAGAGGGCGAGGAUGCGCGUGCUGAGCAAAGCCUUCUCGAGGCUGAAGACCACUUUGCCCUGGGUCCCCGCGGACACCAAACUGUCCAAACUGGACACGCUGAGGCUCGCGGCGAGUUACAUCGCGCACCUGCGGCAGAUCCUCGCGAGCGACAAGAACGAGAACGGCUACGUCCAUCCGGUGAACCUGACCUGGCCCUUCAUGGUGGCAGGAAAACCGGACAGUGACCUCAAAGAUAUGCUGACCUCCAGCAGGUUGUGUGGGACCACCGCGUCCUGAGAGGAUUUACCACCAAUUCUCGGACUUAUCUCAGAUUCUUUUGGACUUAUCUCAGAUUUGAUGAUCCUUAUAUUCCAGUGCAUGAUACGUCAUCUCCCACAAGAGGAGGGGAGAUAAAAAAACGAAAGGACCACGUCCUGGCGCGAGAGAGACUCUUAUUUAAAAUCAUUCACACGUCUUAACCUUGCUGGUUCAAGGAAGUUCAGUGUGGGCUUGUAUAUAUACAGCUAUACAGUUGUUCUAUGUAAAUCGUUUCAUAAUCAUUUUAAUACAGAAACUAAAACGAAUAGCUUUAUGCUUUUGGGGGCGUGGGUGUUCUCAAAAAAUGCAACAUGCUGUAUUUUUUUACCUUUUACGUUUUUUAUAGCAUUAUAUUGUAAAUAAAAUGGGCGGAUUUCUUACUUUUUAAGACAAAAGGCUGCAGGCUGCUUGUGUUCUUGGGUCUGAUAGGGUUUGUUUCAAAGAGAGAUCAUGAACAGAUAGAUGGUGUUUAUUUGCCUUUUCUGACCUUCCUGAACUUUCUUUCUUAUCACGGGUAAAGGACAUAUAUUUGCACUGGAAAAAUAAAGCACCUUACGCUACAAAGAGCAGCCUAAAAUAGAGGUGCUACAAAUGGAGUGAUGGGUGAUGCCACAAAAGAACCACUGUUUUUUUUUAAAGAAGCAUGUUUGUACUAGAGAUAUAAGUGUGCAGGACAUUUUACAAAGGUUGCUGUAAGGUUCUUUAUUCAUUUAGUGAUUUUUACACCUCUACUACAAACAUAUUCAUUAAAAAAGCGUGGUUCUUCUAUAGCAUCAACAAAAAUGUUUAUUUUAAUAGCACCCUUGGUGUGUAGAAAAUUAGUGUCCACAAGUAAAUCUACAAUGAAAAAAAUAUUUUUCCCCGUACUUUCAUUUUAAUAAUUUAAUCCAAAUUCAAGCAGUUUGUUAAUUUCUCUAAAACGUUGAGAAUUAACAGGUGAGUUGAAUCAGGUGUGCUUGAGAAGGCAAAGCUCUUAAUGAAUUAAUGUGUUAAUUCUGCGUAUCUCUGGCUGAAAGUACUAAGAGGUUCCCCUGAUUAGUUUCUGUAUGAGGUUUUGUUCUGCGGGUUUGUUAGGGUCUGUUCACUUUUCUGAAAUGUUCAGACUUGAGUUUGUCUCUGUUUUCCUCUUUAUGAAGAGCUGAGAGCCGCGCGCGCUGACGUGUCCUCCGUUAGUUUAAAUCAGCCCUUAAUCUCGCGCUGCUCCCCUUGUUUAAUUCCGCGCGGGGUUGUGACCGAUGUGUUUAUACCGAGUGGACAGAUAUUUAUGCGUCACUCCUGGUUGGGCUGGGGG